GUUCCAUCUUGGCAUUGCCAUGGCGGCUGAAGGCUCCCAUGCAGGCUUGACGGCUGCGGCACGUCAAGCCCGAAAUCUGGCGAUGCUUGGGAAGACUUUGCAAAGACAAAGGGAGGAGAAGGAGGAGGAGGAGUUCUUCUUCAUGGUUCGAUGUCGAAAAUCGGCACCGUGCGUCCCUGAACUUCAAGCGUCGCGGUCGGCACUGUGCGUCCCUGAAGUCCCAACUGAAGGACGGCCAUGUCGGGUCGAUUCCGAUGCAGCAAAACGCUUGGUUCGGCACCACGCACGUGGUUCCGCACCACUGGAAGUAGAGGGCCUCCCCAUGGCGAUUCAGCGGCAUUUCGGUGCCUUGGGCCUGCCCUUUGAUGCUAAGGAGCCCGAAGUACGGUUGGCCUACAAGCGGAUGGUGCAGGCCCAUGAAACAUCGGAUGCACCUGAUGGGAAGAGGCUCAAACUGGCCACCCAAGCGCACGACGCCAUUUGUGAACACUUGGGACAGCAGCCCUGGUCACGAAUGCCACCGCCACAAACGUGGGGGAGUGUCCGGUCCGAGUCUCCGAGCGAAGCUGAGAAAAGAGAGCGACAAAAGGAUAUGGUGAGUUCAGCAACAAAAAUAUAG
This is a messenger RNA of Cladocopium goreaui, 619 nucleotides long. NCBI's taxonomy places the organism in Eukaryota, Dinophyceae, Suessiales, Symbiodiniaceae. The record is from the annotation of a GenBank genome assembly.